AUGGUCGUCAAAAAAAGGCUUGAAUCUAAUACCAAACCAAGGAUUGCAUUUGGAGAUUCAUACACCUACGUCCAAGGAACUCACGGACACCAGAACUACAGCUUCGUCGGGGAUGCUUUCGAUUUUGCCUUCGACGAGCAGACUCUACUCUCCAAUAAAAUCGUACAAAAUCAAACAGCAACAGCAGAAGGAGGCCCAAAUUGGGUCGAAUAUCUCACAAACUGCGGCGUCAAACCAGGCCUAACCUCACCCCGAACCUGCAAAAAGCAACUAUGGGAUUUUGCAUUCGCAGGCUCAGACAUUUCUACAGAAUACGAGAAACAAACCACAGCACCCCCCCUCCACCACAACUUCACCGUCUCCCUCGUAAACCAAACCCUCCAAUUCAAAGACUACGCCCACAACCCCUUAAGCAAAUUCCUCGCCCCUAAGGACUCCCUAAUAGCAAUAUGGAUCGGCAUAAACGACAUAAACGACAGUUCAAAAUACAGUGUCGACUUUCCAACCUUCUACAAAAACCUCACAACAACCCUCUUCACCUCCGUAAACGACCUAUACACCCUCGGCUACAGAUCCUUCCUCUUCAUGAACCUCCCCCCCUCUAGACCGAACACCAGGAAACCAAGCCUCGAGCUCGCCGCAUCCGAAUGCAACGCAGCGCGUCUAUUCGAGCAGGAGAAGAGCGGUGCUGAAGUGAGGGUCUUCGAUGCCCAUGCACAUUUGAGUGAGAUUUUGGACCAGCCUGCGAAGUAUGGGCUUGUUAAUACGACGGCGUUUUGCGCGGGUUAUGAUCAGCCGGAUAUUGGGGAGAAUUAUUUGAGUUAUGGGUGUCCGACGCCGUUGGAUACGUAUUUUUGGUUUAAUUCUGGACAUAUGACUAGCCAUGUGCACCGGAUUUUGGCGGAGAAGUUACAGGAAUGGUUACGAGGUUAG
This is a messenger RNA of Penicillium manginii, 933 nucleotides long. RefSeq names its product SGNH/GDSL hydrolase family protein. Lineage: Eukaryota; Fungi; Ascomycota; Eurotiomycetes; Eurotiales; Aspergillaceae. The record is from RefSeq and is a predicted model, not a curated record. The coding region runs from base 1 to 933 and encodes 310 amino acids. Gene Ontology annotation, molecular function: hydrolase activity, acting on ester bonds. The transcript has 5 exons.